Molecule: messenger RNA, 645 nt
Organism: Physcomitrium patens
Lineage: Eukaryota; Viridiplantae; Streptophyta; Bryopsida; Funariales; Funariaceae
Product: large ribosomal subunit protein eL43z
Biological process (GO): translation
Cellular component (GO): ribosome
Molecular function (GO): structural constituent of ribosome
Source: RefSeq, a predicted model, not a curated record
UUGCCAAGGAGUCCACGGAGACGGGCGGUGGCGCGGGCACCGGAGACCCCGGCCCCUCAUCCAAGUCCCAAAACCCUAGCCGUGCGCAGAAUUCAGUCUUUUCGCAACGCCUUUGCCUGUUCCGAAGGAGCGUCGCCUCGCCUCGCCUCGCCUCGCCUCUUUGCAUCUGCGCGCAUCUCGUCGCUUUCAUUUCUCACUAUGACUAAGCGCACGAAGAAAGCCGGAAUUGUUGGCAAGUACGGUACCCGUUAUGGUGCCAGUUUGAGGAAACAGAUCAAGAAGAUGGAGGUCAGCCAGCACUCCAAGUACUUCUGCGAGUUCUGCGGGAAGUUUGCGGUGAAGAGGAAAGCUGUUGGUAUCUGGAACUGCAAAGACUGUGGAAAGGUCAAAGCCGGAGGUGCUUACACCUUGAACACGGCCGCUGCAGUUACUGUGCGCAGUACAAUCAGGCGAUUGAGAGAGGCAACCGAGAGUUAGAUAUUUCCAAACUUUAGGUCCACUUAAAAACACUUUUAUUUUUGACAGAUGAUUACAGUGCUCGCCAUUUGUUUGUGACGGACGCCUCUUUACUUUGUCUCACCUUUUGGGAAGGUUGUAUUUCUCGUCGGUGCUCCUGUUUGUGUACCUUAAUCUUUGUUGUAUGCA